Messenger RNA from Ictalurus punctatus (channel catfish), 1744 nucleotides. RefSeq names its product radial spoke head 14 homolog (gene rsph14). The transcript has 6 exons. Lineage: Eukaryota; Metazoa; Chordata; Actinopteri; Siluriformes; Ictaluridae. Gene Ontology annotation, molecular function: protein binding. The record is from RefSeq and is a predicted model, not a curated record. The coding region runs from base 179 to 1201 and encodes 340 amino acids.
GACGUCAUGCGUCGUUACCUGGCAACGGUGAGCAAACAAGAAGUACAGGACAGCAGUGACGGCUGAGAAUGCGACAGCUGUGUUGAUCCUGAUUUCAGACUCUUCUUUUGGGGAGGAAUCGUCCAGCUGAUCCUCAUCUCACACAUCAUCAGGUGUUGUAAAGUGUGACGUGCUCCAGAUGGCCGGUACAGUGAUUUCGGAGCGCUUGCCCCCGCUCAUUGACCCGUCUCGCAUUCCGGUGGCUUUCGGUAACCGCGCGGUCCCGAGGCUGAUGUCGGAGCUGCAGGAUGAGGAACCUAAAAUCCGCCAGGGGGCGCUGUGUUCCCUCUGUGACCUUCUGCACGACCCGGAGCGGGCUUACGAGGCCCUGCAUCACGGUUGUUUAGAGAGACUGAAGGUGUUGCUGAAGGAUGACGACGGCUUGCUGAGGACAAAAACGUGCGAGGCGCUUUAUCAGCUGGUCACACACAGCGUGGGAAGAGAGGCCGUUCUGCAGUGUGACGCACUCGGGCCUCUGUCGGAGCUUUUAGACGAGCCGGAGGACGCCUGCCGUGAGACGGUGCACCAGGUGUUGAAGAUGAUGUCGGAGUUUCCUGCAGGUGUGGUGCGUAUGAUGUCUCUCGGUCUGGUGCCGAGGCUGGUGAUGAAGGUCCCGGUGGAGAGUGAGGACAUCAGGGAGCUCGUCCUGUCCACGCUGAGCCGCUGUAUGAGACUGGACGCUCUUCCCGCUCUGGCCAGCGACGCCCUGCCCGUCCUGAAGGAGCAGCUGAACCACCCGUCUACGCACAUCCGCCGCGCCGCGUCCGCCGGCGCCAUGGCCAUCAGUGUCCCUGCAGAGGGGAAGGUGAGGGUGUGUGAGGAGGAGGUCAUCCCCGUGUUGGUGAAGCUGCUCUCGGAUGACGACACGGAGGUCAGAGCCAACGCCGCCGGAGCUCUGAUGUACACCGCCGUCAUCACCCGAGGUAAAUACCAGGCUCUGGAGGCCGGCGCUGUUCCUCCUCUGCUGCGUUUGGUGGACAGCGAGGACGUAGCGUCGUGUGCCAACGCUCUCCGUGCGCUCACCUGUCUGGCCGAGGCCCCGAGCGGCCGAGCUCGACUGAUCCACAACCUGCCUCAGCUGGAGGCGCGACUCAGCCACCCGGCCUCCAUCAUACAGAAAGCUGCAGCCACCGCCAUCCAGGUCAUCUCCUGGACCCCCUGAGAGCGAGCGGAAGGAGAGAAUUUCAUGACAUCGGGACCCCCUGCUUCUGAUUAAACUAUUUGACAUGAUGGAUUACAAACAAGUCGUUUUGUGCUCUGUUAAAGUUAACUCCUUUCAAAUAGCUAGGAUUGUUGUUUUGGGGCAGAUUUGCUGAAAACACUGAUUCGGGGGCGGGGCCACACACAAGUUCAGUUAGUGAUGUCACACUACAAGCUUCUCCUUGCUUUGGACCAAUCACACCCAAUAUGCAAAUUAUUACAUUCCGAAAAAUAACCUGGAAACUUAUAGCUGCGGAAUCUAGUGAUGAACAAAAUCCUGGUUGUCAUGGUGACGUUAUAUUUUGUCAGGUUUGUUCGCUUUUGAAUAAAUCAGUCAGAAAGUGACACAAAUCGACCGUGUGAACCGGUUGUAUAUUCUACACCGACAUGGGAGCGUUUCCAAAUUUGCAUAGUCAUGUUUAUUCAUUUACGACGAGGGUGUUCUUAGUCCUUCUUCUGAAGUUUUUAAGUAUUCGAAACAUUAAGAUUGCAUGAUUAUAUUUAU